AUGCGCCCCAAGAAGAGCGAAACCGGUCGUGGGCUGUCGAAGAGUUUUCAGCAGCCUUCUGGAAACCUUUUUGGCCAGUCCUAUGGUGAACUUCUUAAACGUCGGAAAGAACGCUGUCAGAGCUGCUGGAGAACCGAGAAGCGAAUCAGGUAUGCUAUACGAAGGAUGGUGAAGAGUCAAGCAUGCUACUGGAUCGUAAUUGUACUGGUCUUUCUGAAUACCGUCUGCGGAGCAAUUGAGCAUCAUGGCCAACCCAUCUGGCUGUCUAACUUUCUAUACUAUGCGGAAUAUGUGUUCUUGGGACUGUUCAUAGCGGAAAUGCUUCUGAAGAUGUAUGGGUUGAAAGUACACAUAUAUUUUGAAUCUACCUUCAAUAUUUUUGAUUGUGCUGUAAUUAUUGGGAGUCUUUUUGAAAUACUUUGGGGUGCGUUUCACCCGGAAGCUUCAUUUGGAAUCAGUGUUUUGCGUGCGCUACGACUACUUCGAAUUUUCAAGGUCACGAGAUAUUGGGCCUCGCUCAGAAACCUUGUGCUUUCGUUGUUGAACUCAAUGCGCAGCAUCAUAUCGCUUUUGUUCCUGCUGUUCUUAUUCAUCCUCAUUUUCGCAUUACUCGGGAUGCAACUAUUUGGUGGGGAUUUCAAUUUUGAUGAAGGUCGGCCAACUCAGCAUUUCGAUACGUUUGUCAAAGCGCUGCUGACAGUGUUCCAAAUUUUGACAGGCGAAGACUGGAACACCAUAAUGUACAAUGGGAUCCGUGCUCAGGGUGGAGUUUCUGGUGGUGGCGGGAUCUAUGCGGUGUAUUUCGUUCUCGUGAUGUUGGUCGGGAACUAUACCCUUCUGAACGUGUUUCUGGCUAUCGCUGUUGACAAUUUGGCCAAUGCUCAAGAACUGACCGAGGCCGAAGAGGAGCAGAAAUUGAAAGAGGAGAUGCAGGCGAAUGGAGAAAAUAUGGCCAACGAAUACCACUCAGAAGAGAGUAUGCCUCAGGCACAAGUGAAGCCCGUACAAACACUGGCUAAACCCUCCCCUCCGAUUGCACCACUCACAAAUCAGAGGAGGAUAACUGGCACUUCUGUGGCAAACACAUGGGUGAAGGGUGAGAAACUGGCCCAUGCUCCCCUUCCGUUCUCACAAAUUUUACAAGACGGAAUGAAUGCAGAGAGGACGAGAUUAGAAAGCUUUGGGAAAUUGAACAUGGUUUCGAUCGAGAGCGACGACACCGCAAGAUUACAGGGAUCAACACAACAAACUCAAGGAAAACCUAUUCUACCCUACAGUUCAAUGUUCAUUUUUGCCCCGAAUAAUGCCAUCCGUCGUUUCUGUCACUUUGUUGUCAACCUCCGUUACUUCGACCUAUUCAUCAUGAUUGUGAUCUGUGCAAGUUCAAUCGCACUGGCUGCUGAAGACCCAGUCUGGGAGCAUUCCAGUCGGAAUGCAAUUCUGGAGCAUUUUGAUUACGCCUUCACCGGUGUAUUCACAAUCGAGCUGGUACUGAAGGUGAUUGAUUUGGGCGUAGUUCUACAUCCUGGUUCAUAUUUCCGUGAUGCGUGGAACAUACUGGAUGCCAUUGUUGUAUUUUUUGCAUUGGUCGCAUUCGUCGUCCGGGUAUAUGGCUGCGCCAGUUCAACUGGCCAGCUGAAGGAAAUAAUCUCAAGUGAAAAACUCUUGGAGACGAUUGGAUAG
Molecule: messenger RNA, 1683 nt
Organism: Opisthorchis viverrini
Lineage: Eukaryota; Metazoa; Platyhelminthes; Trematoda; Opisthorchiida; Opisthorchiidae
Exons: 15
Coding region: 1-1683 (560 amino acids)
Biological process (GO): chemical synaptic transmission; calcium ion import across plasma membrane
Cellular component (GO): voltage-gated calcium channel complex; membrane
Molecular function (GO): high voltage-gated calcium channel activity
Source: RefSeq, a predicted model, not a curated record